UGCAGUGGGGUUCACCGCCGUCUCUCUGCACAGCUGGUAGCGUGGUAGCAGAGGCCGAACAGGAUGUCCACGUUGAAGGAGCUAUGCGCCGGCUUGCCCCUGGACCCGGUACCACCGAACCGUGGUAGAGACCCCCGAGUACCACACGCACCAGCUCGGACCCCCAACCUCACCGCAGAGGAGGAGCGGCUGGCCUUGAGGAACGCCUUGCGUUAUUUUCAACCAACCCACCAUGCGACAUUAGCAGCUGAGUUUGCUCAAGAGCUGCGGCAGUAUGGACACAUCUACAUGUACCGUUUCUGCCCCACCAUGCCCAUGAGAGCGUACCCAAUAGGCCAGUACCCAUGUCGCACACAACAAGCAGCCUCCAUCAUGCUCAUGAUCAUGAACAACUUGGACCCGGCGGUUGCACAGUUUCCACAGGAGCUUGUCACCUACGGAGGGAAUGGACAAGUGUUUAGUAACUGGGCCCAGUUUUGGCUGGUGAUGCACUACCUGAGCGAGAUGACAGAGGAGCAGACUCUGGUCCUGUACAGCGGCCAUCCCAUGGGCCUGUUCCCCAGCCUGCCCUCCUCACCUCGGGCCAUCAUUACCAACGGCAUGGUCAUUCCAAAUUACUCCUCCAGAGACCAGUAUGAAAAGAUGUUUGCCCUUGGUGUAUCCAUGUAUGGUCAAAUGACAGCAGGAAGCUAUUGCUACAUCGGGCCUCAAGGGAUCGUGCAUGGCACAAUGCUGACAGUGCUGAAUGCAGGGAGGAGGUACCUGGGUUCUGGAGACUUGUCCGGCCGGGUCUUCGUGACGUCUGGCCUCGGGGGGAUGAGUGGCGCUCAGGCCAAAGCGGCUGUCAUUGCCGGUUGUGUGGGGGUCAUCGCAGAGGUGGACGAGGCUCCUCUGAGAAAGCGGCAUGAGCAGGGCUGGCUAAUGGAGGUAACCGGCAGUUUGGACCAUUGCAUCAAGAGAAUCAGAGAGGCCAAGAGCUCCAAGACUCCUCUCAGUCUGGGUUACCAUGGGAACAUCGUAGACCUCUGGGAGAGGCUGUUGCUAGAGUAUGAGAGGACGGGAGACCUGCUUGUGGACCUGGGCUCAGACCAGACCUCCCUUCACAACCCUUUCAGUGGAGGUUACUACCCAACCCAGCUCAGCUUCCACCAGGCAAACCAGCUCAUGACCACCGACCCCAACCGCUUCCGCACUGCAGUCCGGCAGAGCCUCUGUAGACAGGUGAAGGCCAUCAACAAGCUGGCUGAUGCAGGCAUGUUUUUCUGGGACUAUGGCAACGCAUUUCUCCUGGAGGCCCAGAGAGCUGGGGCAGAGGUUGGGAAGACCGGGGCUUCAGCAACUGAGUUCCGCUACCCCUCCUAUGUCCAGCACAUUAUGGGGGACAUUUUCUCACUGGGCUUUGGGCCAUUUCGCUGGGUGUGUACCUCCGGUGAUCCCCAAGACCUUGCAGUAACUGAUGAAAUCGCUGCCACUGUCCUGGAGGAGAUUGGUGCCAAUGUGAACGAACGCAUCAGGCUGCAGUACAACGACAACAUCCGCUGGAUCCGAGAGGCUGGAAAGCACAGCAUGGUGGUGGGAUCCCAAGCCAGAAUCCUCUACUCAGACCAGAAAGGCAGAGUCAGCAUUGCGUUGGCCAUCAACCAAGCUGUUGCUGAUGGAAGAGUUUCAGCUCCAGUGAUCAUCAGCAGAGACCAUCACGAUGUCAGUGGGACUGACAGUCCUUUCAGAGAGACCUCUAACGUGUAUGACGGGUCUGUCUUCUGUGCUGACAUGGCCGUUCAGAACUUUGUUGGCGACGCGUUCAGGGGCGCUACAUGGGUGGCGCUGCACAACGGAGGAGGCGUUGGCUGGGGCGAGGUGAUUAAUGGAGGGUUUGGAUUGCUUCUGGAUGGAUCAGAGGGCGCAGCGAAGCGUGCCAGUCUAAUGCUCAACUGGGAUGUCUCCAAUGGGGUGGCUCGCCGCUGUUGGUCUGGGAAUGUAAACGCCUAUGAAACCAUCCAACGCACCAUGGAGGAGAACAGGCAGCUGCGCGUCACCAUGCCCUUCCCCGUGCAGGAAGACCAUGUGCUGGACCGUGCCCUACAGGGCUAGCCGGGGCUGCGCUACAGGGUCACCGCUAGCUGCACAGCAACCACACCAUGACGUCAUUUCACAGCAUUAUACAUGACCUAGACUCUAGUUGGGACAAAUCAAUCCAAUUUCCAUGAAAAUAUCACGUGUUGAGAGUUAAUGAAUUAACAGUGAUGAUGUCAUGUUAGCUGUGUGCCUAGCCACUUAACCAGAUCUAUGAGAAGUACACAUGUCUUUUAUUGUGUUGUGCUGAACAUUAAAUUCUGAGCUUGAAUGAAUUUUAAA
Lampris incognitus (smalleye Pacific opah) is the source of this 2355-nucleotide messenger RNA. RefSeq names its product urocanate hydratase 1 (gene uroc1). Lineage: Eukaryota; Metazoa; Chordata; Actinopteri; Lampriformes; Lampridae. Gene Ontology annotation, biological process: L-histidine catabolic process. Bases 64 to 2091 code for a protein of 675 amino acids. The transcript is spliced from 19 exons. The record is from RefSeq and is a predicted model, not a curated record. Gene Ontology annotation, molecular function: urocanate hydratase activity.